UGAAGUGAUUCACUGCCUGGAGAAAGAGAGAGGGGUUGAGGAGUUCUGCAUCACUUCCUUUCUCAUCAGUUUUUCUGUUGUUGGCGUCUUGAUCUUGAUUUGUGUCGUCUGUUCUCUUCCUGCCGUGUGUCAGUCUUCGUACUUCACUUGUUGUUCACGGUUCCUGUGAUGGAUCUCGUUACUGUUUUCAUCGUCUCAACCUUUUUGUCCGUGACUGCUGGAAAUCCCAGUGCAACACUUCGGCCAACGAAUGAUACCGUCACUGCUCCGACCCGUCGCACAGACAAGGACUGUUCCUGCCCCCCUGUUCCUACAUCAGCCACUGUUGCCUCCAACUGCCCUGCUCCUGUCCUGGGUCUCCUCACUGUCAAUUGGACAAGAGAAUGUGGAGGCAACAUCAUCCUGAUCACACAUCUACCCCUCAGCGGGUCCUUACCUGUGUGUCACAGUCAAAAAAACCUUCAGACUAUUUUGGGAAAUGUUUGUCAAAACAAGAAAGGUUGUAAAGGCACGCCAGAAUUUUCCAGUCGAUCCAAAAUGGACGGUUAUGACAUCACUGAGAAGGGAGCAACCAAGACGCCUGACUGUAAGGAGCUGAUUGUCAAAUGCGAAGUUGAGAUCCCACAGGUAGACGGACAGCUGACGGCCUACAAAGUGGUGACAGGUUUGCUCUGCUGUGUGCUGCUCAUCCUGUUACUGAUCCGCUUCACUAGACCCACCGUCAAAGCCCUGCAGAAAAGAUUAUCAGACAGACGGCAAAAUCGCUGGAUUGGACCUACACAGAGUCACAGCGUGUCUUACCAUCGAGGGAAAACUGCAGUGAAAACCAACGAUGGCGAUAAGAGACUGUCCUAUCCUGCUCUGGAGCUUCUGGUGAUCAGUGACAGCAGAGAGUUUUAAUCCAACAGGAACAGUACUACAGCUUCUGACAUGCCCCUUCCUCAAAUGUCAUCAUCAUCGUCAUCGUCAUCUCCAUCGUCAUCUUCAUCUUCAUCUUCAUCUUCAUCAUCAUCGUCAUCAUCAUGUGUGCUGAACACAUGUUUUCAUUCCAGGUUAUAUCUUUGUUUAGGAACAUCAUUUAUGUUUGCCAAAGAAUUAUUUACCAGUGUAUUAUUUAAAACUAUGUAAAAAUGACAAUUCACUUGUUGCAUCACAUGCAGCAAAAAUCUCUUACAGUCAAAAGCCAGCACUUACCAUCAUCCAUGCUGCCUCGCAAAGCCAAAGAGCAACAACUACAGAAACAACAGGCGUUUCAGAAAAAGGCUUAAAAGUUUGAAGGCUGUGUAACAUAUAUGUUUUGGAAUCAUCAGUUCAUUCUGUUUUGGACGUAGUCACUGCCACUGACUUUGCAUAAACCUCAAAAAUAUUUAAAUACUGCAGCGUGUUUAGUCUAAAGGUUGUUGGGAAGAUGCUGUAUCCAUAAACAAAAUAUGUUUUGCAGCAGAUUUCUCGCUCAUUUAAACUCAGGAGCUAGCUUAAAAACAUAUCUUUAAUUAAAUACAUUUAGAUAUAUGAUUUAAAGCUAGCUUAAUCAGAAUCAUGUGAACUUGUUGUACCCACUACUCUGUUCAACGAGGCUAGUUAGUUUUGAGCACCACUUUGCAUGUGGCAAAACAGCAGGACAUAAAUUCUUUAUAACUAAUUAAUUAAUUAAUCAUCCCAGGUUGCACAGUGUUGAAGUGGUUUACAUUGUUUCCUUACAGCAGGGAGGUUUUGGGUUUGAACCAGCUGGUCAGAUGGUCUGUGUUGAGUUUGCAUUGAAGGGCUAUUCCACGUUAAUUCAACCACCUUUUUAAAACUUCUUCACAUCACAUUUUGGAUUUUGUUGAACAGAUAUGUACGUGGUCUGCAAGGUUCUUGCCGGUUUUACACAUUUCACUUGAUUUUUUGUGACAAAAGGAUUUCUUUCUAAGUUUCCACUGCUCAGUGCAUAUCGAAAGUAUCUCAUUAAUAGGAGUCUCCCUACUGUCAAGCAAAUUUGGGAUUUGUGCAAUCUUAAGCCAUAGGUGGGGUAAUUAGCAGAAACUGGGCUAUAAAGAUGCCUUCAGAGUGAAAGUGAUAUUUUUGCAUUUUUAAACAAUAACAUGGGACACAGUACAAACAAUUCAAUUUAAUUCUUGGUACACUGGAUUUGCAAUAAAAGCUCUUGCAUUUUAGGUAAAUAUUUUUCUUCUAUAUUUACAACACAACAACUUUUAUACAUUCAAAAAUGUUCUUUAUGACCAAUAGAAUGUAUUUAUGUGGAAUCCAGCAUUUAAAAAGCACGAAAGUAGCCUUUUGUGAAGAAUUUCAUUUAUCUAUUAUAGAAAAUCAAUGAUGCAUAUAUCUCCAACUUUUACAUUAUUUAUACACGACAUUGUGUUCUUCACACUAAUGUAUGAUAUAUUUGAUUAUUGACAUGACAUUUUUGUACAACGUGUUUCACGUUUGAUUUUUUGUUUGUCUUUAAAGGUAAAUUUGUUCCACUUAAACCAACUAUGGCCUUGAAACUGUACAAAUUCCCACCAAAACCUGUUAUAAAGUGAGAGGAGAAAUAUUAGUUGUAUAUUUUAUGCUGUUUUACUAUUUGAACAAUGAGUGUUCAAAAUUUUGGAAAAACAAAACUCAAGAUCUUUCACGUGUUAUUUAUUUAUUUAAAUUUUUUGCCUUUGCUGAAUUUGACAUGAAUCCCCAAAUUUAGGUCAAAUCUGUCAGAAGCUUCUACACAAAGUACAUAUCUGUCCCUAUAAGGAAAAUUAAAACACAACAUUUGUGUGUAGUUCUAUGAAGCCCCGAAACUUUUAGGAGACAGGCCUCGUCAGUGACCACCAUAACAAACUCAUCAUGUAAACCAGGAUGCUCUGGCAUUGUUAGAUGACUAACUUUCCACCAUUAGCUAUAGGGUACUAAUUCCCUCUACUUCCAGCCUUUUUGCUAAGCUAGGCUUCACACUUUAAAGACAUGAGAUAUCUGUAUAUAAGUAACCAGUGAUGAAAGUAGGACAGCAACAUUCGUUAUCCUUCCUGAUGAUAUUGAUUCAUUAAUAUCUGUUUCACUGACAUUGUAACAUAAUAAUAUUGCUUUGUUGUUGUUGUUGUCAACCAUUUGUGAUUUUUUUUUUGGUUAAAUAAAACAAUCCUAACAA
Stegastes partitus (bicolor damselfish) is the source of this 3124-nucleotide messenger RNA. RefSeq names its product CD5 molecule (gene cd5). Bases 169 to 900 code for a protein of 243 amino acids. The record is from RefSeq and is a predicted model, not a curated record. NCBI's taxonomy places the organism in Eukaryota, Metazoa, Chordata, Actinopteri, Pomacentridae. The transcript is spliced from 6 exons.